Messenger RNA from Besnoitia besnoiti, 540 nucleotides. RefSeq names its product cyclophilin. Gene Ontology annotation, molecular function: peptidyl-prolyl cis-trans isomerase activity. Lineage: Eukaryota; Apicomplexa; Conoidasida; Eucoccidiorida; Sarcocystidae. The record is from RefSeq and is a predicted model, not a curated record. The transcript has 4 exons. The coding region runs from base 1 to 540 and encodes 179 amino acids. Gene Ontology annotation, biological process: protein folding; protein peptidyl-prolyl isomerization.
AUGAAACUUCUGGUUCUUUUUCUCUUCCUUGCGGUUUCCUCCGCCGCGGCCGAAAGCGUCGGCAUUAAGAAGGCGUUCAUGGAUAUCGACAUUGAUGGUGAACCCGCUGGACGAAUCGUCUUGGAGCUUCGUAGUGAUGUAGUUCCCAAGACGGUGGACAAUUUCAUUGGUCUCUUCGAUAAGUACAAGGGCAGCACUUUCCACCGCAUCAUUGCGGACUUCAUGAUUCAGGGUGGCGACUUUGAAAACCACAACGGGACCGGAGGGCACAGCAUCUACGGACCGCGCUUCGAAGAUGAGAACUUCGAUUUGAAGCACGAAAGAGGUGUUAUUUCCAUGGCGAACGCCGGUCCGAACACCAACGGCAGCCAGUUCUUCAUCACGACUGUCAAGACAGAGUGGCUGGACGGCAGACACGUUGUCUUCGGAAAGAUCACUGCUGACUCGUGGCCCACUGUCCAAGCAAUUGAGGCUCUCAGCGGUGGAGGUGGUCGCCCGACGAAGAAGGCGGUCAUCAAGGACAUUGGCCUGUUGGAGUGA